AUGAGAGUGAUUUGGGGCUCUCUUGUUUUUUUGCUUUCGAAUUUGUUUGUCUUUUCUGUUGUUUUUGAUUUUCACUCACCAUCACCAACAGAUGGUUAUAGACCCGCGUUUGAUUUUGAUAUAUGCUAUGUUUCUUCGUUUGCAAAUGCAUUGAUCUUAGUUACAAACGUCCCACGAAGUAGUAGAUGA
Messenger RNA from Penicillium salamii, 189 nucleotides. Lineage: Eukaryota; Fungi; Ascomycota; Eurotiomycetes; Eurotiales; Aspergillaceae. The record is from the annotation of a GenBank genome assembly.